AUGGCAGACCCAAUGGCAGACCAAGCUGAUCUAGCGACUGAUUCAUUGAAAGGGCGAAGAUCACGUAGACAGCGCUUGCGAGAAAGACUUUCGUCUGGGCUGUCAGCAACAGCUUCUGGUUUGUCCGCGACGUGGUCACGUGCGGCUUCAGAGUUCAGGCGGCCGCGAACUUCCUCAGGAGAGGGUGAACCUGGUGACCGUCCUGAGCCAGACCGUGCAGAGAAUGUGGAACUUGCACCGCGGGAUUCUCGUGAAGAUCCUGAGAAGAAAUGGCAAAAAAUGUGGGAAAGCAUAGCUUGUGAAGGAAACGAUGCAAUGUCUUUAGCCUGUGAGAGAUGGAGGCGAUCAUUGGCAGGUGAACGCAACACCUUCUGGUCUAAAUUGACAAUGAAAGUGAAUGAUUCCAUCCAUUCGACGGAUUCUCCACGAAAAGACUGGGAACGCGUAAGCAAAGCUGUACGAGCUGGAGUUCCUGAAAGUCUGAGAUGCGCAGUAUGGACAGCGUGUAGUGGUGCCAUGACCAAAAAGAAGGAAGCACUGACAGUGCUGAGUCUCGACCAGUCAGACGCCUUGGAAUUAUCCUACCACUUCUUUGUAAAACAAGGCUUGACGUUGAAGAACGAGGCAUCUGGAGUCAUUGAGGUCGAUGUUCCCCGAACUGGGUGCGAGGAAGCAUUGUUUGAACCUGUACGACGAGUCUUGUUGGCAUUUGCAGCAAAGAAUCCAGAGUUAGGCUAUUGCCAAUCCAUGAACUUCAUUGCUGCUGCCCUGCUGCGAUACUGUGACGAAGAAAGCGCUUUCUGGAUCCUGUGCAGUCUGCUUGAAGAUAUCCUGCCUGAAGGAUACUACACUCGGAAUAUGGUCGGCAUCCGCGUUGAUAUGUUAGUCCUCAACUCGCUGGUCAUGCGAUACUUGCCAAAUCUCCACAAGCACCUUUCUGAACACAAUGUAGAUUUAUCUCCCGUUUCCAUGAACUGGUUUCUUUGUUUGUACGUAAACACUCUUCCAGCAAAUGCACGCGAUAGAGUUCUGGACUGUCUGCUGCACGAAGGCUCCAAGGUGCUUUUCCGAGUUGCUCUCGCCUUGCUGCGUUUCAUGGAGCCAGCACUUCUCAGUGCCCACGGCGUGGCGGCGGUCUAUGACAUGCUGCGGAGUCCUGCCCUGGAGGACGACCUGGUGGAGAACAUGUACGGCUUUUGGCUCCAAGGCUUCUCCACUGACAUUCUCAUUCAGCUACGAGAUCAACACUUGGUCUUUGUGACUUCACAGGAUGCUGAGCUGGAGGCUCGAAGAGAACAACGGAGAUCCAGAGGUACUUCGAACACGUUGAACUCUGAUGGGUACAAAGAUUCCCAAGACUUAGGCACCGAAGGUGUUGAUGUGGUCGACAUCGAUGAGAACAGCGCCAUGGACAUCUCUGGCUCCUAUGGCGUCAACGUUUGUGGAUACGAGAAGUACAAGGAGUUCAUCGAAGAGGGUUGGACUACGGCCAAAAAGCAAGGGUUGUUCCUGGGAUCGUUGGACAAGACGGCCACGUCCUCAGAAAUAUAUGACAUGAGCAACCUCUCCCUCAAGGUGAUUGAGGCUAGGAGCAGCGAAAUUGCUGCGGUGCUCGUCAACCCCCUCCAGUGCUUUCACUUGAACCAGUCACCACCUAGUGAUCCUGUCCUUUCGUCGAACAAUCGCAAGGUAGGUCCAACGCCAGGCUACAAGGAGUGGCUGCAUCGCUUGCGUGAUACCUGCAAGCAAGGAGGAAUUCCUCUCAUUUUUGACGAGGUGUACACCGGCUUCCGGUUGCAUCCCAGAGGAGCCCAAGGGGCAUACGACGUGAAGGCAGAUAUUGUUUGCUACGGGAAGACCCUGGGCGGCGGCCUGCCUAUUGGUGUGGUCUGCGGACCGACAGAUUUGAUGGCUCGAGGCGAUGCCAAGAAGGCAGCUCGGGUCAAUUAUGUCAUCGGUACCUUUGCUGGCCAUCCAUUUGUCAUGGCUAGCAUGAACGCCUUCUUGAAGUGGUUGGAGCUACCAGAAACUAUAAAGUCGUAUGACGUGAUGCAUGUCAACAUUGACAAUUUCAUCAAGACAGCAAACGCUAAGUUCCAGGAGAAGGACUACCCCAUUCAGUUGACAAACUGGUUCUCAGUGUGGUCCAUUUUGUACACCAAACCCGGCCGAUACCACUGGCUUUUCCAGUAUUUCUUGAAGGAUGCAGGCGUCAGCCUCAGUUGGGUCGGCACAGGAAGGCUUCUUUUCUCCCUUGAGUGGAAGAAAGAAGACUAUGAUAGGCUGCUUGAACGAUUACUAUCUGCUUGCGAACAGAUGCAGAAGGGCGGCUGGUGGGAGGAGCCCAAGGCCAACAUCAAAGCGAAACUGGGUGUUGAAAUUGGCACAGCGGUCUUCAAAAACGUUCUUGGCCUGACGGGUUAAGCUCAUAGCCACAUAGUGUGGAGCUCCGAGACUUUGCAGGUCCAGCAGACUGAAUGGUACAGUCCAUGGCACAGUCCAUGGCGCAGUCCAAAGGACUCGAUUUUCCGCGCUUCGCUCAACAAGCGAAGUCUGCGAAACCAACUGCACCAGGCAGUUUUCGAUGUCAAGUCUGUUGAGAGCCACUGCAGGUGGCUCUCGACCCUCCAACGGCACUUGGACUCAAGCCACCAAAAGUCGGUUCCCUGCGCAAAGCUUGCAGCCAAAAG
This is a messenger RNA of Cladocopium goreaui, 2690 nucleotides long. NCBI's taxonomy places the organism in Eukaryota, Dinophyceae, Suessiales, Symbiodiniaceae. The record is from the annotation of a GenBank genome assembly.